Symbiodinium sp. CCMP2592 is the source of this 837-nucleotide messenger RNA. Lineage: Eukaryota; Dinophyceae; Suessiales; Symbiodiniaceae. The record is from the annotation of a GenBank genome assembly.
AUGAGCAGGGGCAGAUGUUGUAAUUUGGAGAUAUGUGUGUUGCCAGACAGGCCAAUGAAGUGCAGCAGUGGAUGUCUGUGGCUUGAGUCCGAUGCUGUACAGCUGGCCAGCACACCGGUGGUGCGCAGCGGGCGUGCCACGGUCCACUGGCGAAUGUAUGGCUUCCGCAAGAAGGCCAAGAAGGAUCACAGCAUCAUCGAUGCCGUGGACCUGACGCUCCCACCAGUCGAAUAUCAAACCCGGGCCACCUGGAUGGACCUGCCGGGCUCGGUUCUACAACCGCUCGCGCAGGCCGGAUAUUCAGUCGAUCGGGGGGCUCUCCACGCCCUGGAGCACGCCAUGAUAGCAAUGGCACCACUCUGCUGCGAUGUGGAGGUGAUGGAGCUUUCGUGCCAGCACACCCGCCGGGACAGCGAUCCGAAUCGCUACUUCCUCCUGCUCUACGAGCUUCAGAAAGGAGGCAGUGGGGCCUCUGACAAAGUCUACAAAGGCUGGGAAGAGCUGCUGUCGCAGGCUGUGCGACUCAUGAAGGAGUGCCCCUGUGAAAGCGGCUGCCCCAACUGCAUUGUGAUCUCCGGCUGCGGAGACUACAACCACGGCCUUGAGAAGGCAGGUGCCCUGAAGAUCGGUGCAGCACUUGGCUACGGAGGCGACGUCGCAACUCCGAGCGAAACAGCUGGGCCGAAGGACGCGGCAGACCAUGCGGGGGCAGCUGACAGCGCCACCAGCACGAUGCCGCAGCCCAAGCUGCCCCCCCGGCCGAAGAAGACUUUCGCCCAGUGCUUCAACUGUGGCGGAGGACAGGCCGCACAGAGCGUUUGCAUGGAUUUGGACUGA